Brassica oleracea var. oleracea is the source of this 1024-nucleotide messenger RNA. Its product is annotated as proteasome subunit alpha type-5-A-like. Gene Ontology annotation, biological process: proteasome-mediated ubiquitin-dependent protein catabolic process. The coding region runs from base 111 to 824 and encodes 237 amino acids. The record is from RefSeq and is a predicted model, not a curated record. Gene Ontology annotation, cellular component: nucleus; proteasome core complex, alpha-subunit complex; proteasome core complex. NCBI's taxonomy places the organism in Eukaryota, Viridiplantae, Streptophyta, Magnoliopsida, Brassicales, Brassicaceae. The transcript is spliced from 10 exons.
GAUCAAGAAGCGAACCUUUACAAAAACUUUUGUAAAAGCCAAUCCCAGUUUCUUCCAAUUCGCCGAUCAUCAAUCACCUGACUCUAACAAGGUCGAAGUCGAGGAAGAAGAUGUUUCUCACAAGGACCGAGUAUGACAGAGGAGUCAACACUUUCUCUCCUGAAGGCAGGCUCUUCCAAGUUGAGUAUGCCAUUGAAGCUAUCAAGCUUGGUUCCACUGCAAUUGGAGUGAAGACAAGAGAAGGAGUUGUGCUUGCUGUGGAGAAGCGUAUCACCUCUCCUUUACUGGAGCCGAGCAGUGUGGAGAAGAUUAUGGAAAUUGAUGACCAUAUUGGUUGCGCCAUGAGCGGUUUAAUUGCUGAUGCUCGUACACUUGUUGAGCAUGCAAGAGUUGAGACUCAAAACCACAGAUUCUCGUAUGGUGAGCCAAUGACCGUGGAGUCCACAACACAGGCGCUGUGUGAUCUGGCUUUACGGUUUGGUGAAGGAGAUGAAGAAUCAAUGUCCCGGCCAUUUGGAGUAUCUCUUCUCAUUGCUGGCCAUGAUGAAAACGGUCCGAGCUUGUACUACACGGACCCGUCUGGAACAUUCUGGCAGUGCAACGCAAAGGCCAUUGGUUCAGGGUCAGAAGGAGCUGAUAGUUCUCUUCAAGAGCAAUUCAACAAAGAUCUGUCACUCAGUGAAGCUGAGACGAUCGCUGUGUCUAUCCUGAAGCAAGUCAUGGAAGAGAAGGUGACUCCGAAUAAUGUGGACAUCGCCAAGGUAGCACCAGCGUACCAUCUCUACAGUCCAGAGGAAGUGGAAGCUGUCAUUAGUCGUCUUUGAGGAUGACGGGUGAUGUAUCUCUCCACCUUGUUCUAGUUCGGAUUUCGAAACAAUGUCGCUUUCUUUCACUUUGUUCUGUUAGAUUCGAUGUUUCAUGUGACAUUCGUUGUGUAAGAGAACCUUUUCUUUCCCAUUUUCAUUCUAUAACCCUAUCGGAUUUGGUUGACUCGGAAGUUCUUAGGGCAUCUUUAACGCUGAAA